GAGUCAUUCCAAAAUGGCGGCUCCCAUGGAGUUAUACUGUUGGAAAGGCGAUUAUGGUUUACCAUCGGUCGAUGUGGAUUGUUUAACAGUUCUGGCCUACGCCAAGUUUGCAGGUGCACCUCUCAAAGUUCACAAGAUUUCUAACCCGUGGAGAAGCCCAACAGGUUCAUUACCUGCAUUAAAGACCAGAGAUGAAGGAAGUUUGUCACAGCCAAGUAAAAUCAUCAUUCAGCUCAGGAAGCAGAAAUAUAACGCAGAUUACGAUCUUUCAGCCAAAGAGGGAGCAGAUACACUCGCCUUCGUCUCCUUACUGGAGGAAAAACUGCUGCCUGCUCUGAUUUACACUCAGUGGGUGGACAGUAAGAACUAUGUGGAAGUGACCCGGCGCUGGUACGCUGAACACAUGCCGUUUCCUCUGAACUUCCUGCUGCCCAACCGCAUCCACUCCAGGCAGAUGGAGAGACUAAGGCUGAUCCGAGGAGACGCCGUGCUGGAGCUCGAGGAGCAGCUGGAGAAAGAGCUUUACCAGGAUGCGCUGGAGUGCAUGACUCUCUCCCAGAGACUCGGCUCUCACAAGUUCUUCUUCGGAGAUUCUCCCUCCUCACUAGAUGCGUACGUGUUCGCUCACCUCGCUCCGCUGCUGAAGAUUAAACUUCCCAACAGCAAACUGCAGCAGCACCUCAACUCUCUGGAGAACCUGCAGCUGUUCUGCACCAACAUCCUGCUGCUGUACUUUCCCUCAGAAAACCCAGAAGCUCAGAGCAGGAAAGCUCCGGUUCGCACCGACGGUGGCGGAGACUUCGAUAACGAGCCUCACAAACGCCGUAACCAGAUCCUGUCCGUUCUGUUCGCCGUGGCAGCCAUGUUGGGUUACGCCGUCUUCAGCGGCAUCGUCACCAUCCAGAGCUCAGGAGGACAGCUGGAGCCUCUCCAUGGCAACGAGGACGAUGAUGAAGAAGAAGAAGAAGAAGAGGAGUGAUUAUGGAGAGAAUUAAUGGAAAUAAAAACUGUAGAUCUGGAACACACAUAAACACAGUACACACACACACACACACACACAAUACACACCCACACACACACACCUUUGAGAAUCAUUAUUAAAGUAUUUAUGGGUGGGUUUAUGACAAAGAAAUCCACUGUCCUGGGGCUCAUAUCACUUCUUUUUUUUUUUUUUUUUUUUUUUAAACCUUUAUUCAGAAUAAUAAAUAUGAACAUGAAUAUUUAAUCAUUAUUUAAAUUUUUGGGGGGUGGGGGGUAUUUAUUAUUAUUAAUUAUAUAUAUAUAUAUAAUAUUUUUAAUAAUUUAAAAAAAUAUCUCUAUAGAUAAAUAUAAAAAAUAUAUAUAUUCUAACCAUUUAAAAAAAUACAACACUUUACAGCAAACACAUGAGCAGCAAACCAACUCUGUGAUUUCUUUAUGAAUUAAUUUAUUGUCUACCCAAUUAGAAAAUCAUUGUACAUUAAUAUUUAUGCCAUUUGGCAGAUCUUUAUCCAGUGUGUCUUACAAAGCGAACUGAAGUCUUCAAAACUUUCUAAUUCUGUUUCACCAGGACACAGAGUAAGAAGAACAUCUAACACUCAGCUAGCUAGCGUAUUAACUAGCCUCCUGCAUGCGAUCUGGUUUCAACCCUUAGAAGGUAAUAAAAUGACGAGAUGUCUGA
Silurus meridionalis is the source of this 1660-nucleotide messenger RNA. Its product is annotated as metaxin-1-like. The record is from RefSeq and is a predicted model, not a curated record. Gene Ontology annotation, cellular component: SAM complex. Gene Ontology annotation, biological process: mitochondrion organization. NCBI's taxonomy places the organism in Eukaryota, Metazoa, Chordata, Actinopteri, Siluriformes, Siluridae.